GUCCCUCUACCAGGCUCGGGAGAAGACAAGCAUAAAUGGGGCAUAGAACAAGACGGCAAUUUCAGCCUCAAGUCUGCUUACUGCCUUGCAUCAGACGCUCUUGGGAUCUGGAAGGGGAUAUGGAAGUGGAAGGGACCGAACAAGAUUAAGCACUUCAUGUGGUUGGUGACCCAUAACAGGUUGAUGACAAACAAAGAAAGAGCAAAGCGUGGACUGACUACCAACAGCAACUGCCCUCACUGCAACAACACGGAAGAAACGGUGGAGCACAUCCUCCGUAGAUGCAAAAAGACCGAGGGUGUUUGGAAUCACUUCAAUUUUUUCAUCACUGCUCAGGACCCCAGCCAGGACUUCAAAACAUGGCUACUCAACAACAUGAAAGAUCAGAACAAAGGGACGGAAUUUGGGAUCAUCUGUUGGUGUUUAUGGAAACAGAGGAAUGAGGAAGCUAUGGAGGGGAAAUCCUUCUCUGAAAUAGGCCUCAUUAAAAGAAUUUCCGCCUGCUUUACUAUCAACACCUAUGCUGUGACUAACUCGGCUUGUAUUGGCCUGGUCAAAACCUCCAACAGAGAAAGGAGGUUCAUAUCAUGGAAACCACCCAAGGAAGGAUGGAUCCAACAGCAAAGCGAUGGAAGUUACAAGAGCUCCAACCGAAGUGCUGCUGCUGGAGGAUUGCUGAGAGAUCAUCUUGGAAAGUGCACUGCAGCCUAUGCUUGUAACCUGGGGUCCUGCACCAUCACUAGGGCCGAGCUCAAAGGGGCUGUUGAAGGAUUAAAGAUUGCCUGGGAAAAGGGAUACAGGAAAGUGGAAGUCAAUCUGGACUCGAAUACAGCUGUGAGUAUUUUGAAAGAAAAGGGAGACACCAGCAGCAACCAUGGACUUCUUGCGCUUCAAGCUAAAGAACUCCUUAGUCGUAGCUGGACUGUUAAUAUUAAUCAUGUUUAUAGGGAGUGUAACUCUGCUGCUGAUUUCUUAGCUAGCAUGGGGCAUGAUCUCCAUUUUGGCACGCAUCACCUUGAUACGUGUGACCCCAAACUCCUGUAUUGGCUGAACUAUGACGCUAGGGAAACUUCCCAAGAGCGCGAUAUUUUAAUCUGAUUCUGGAUGCUCUGCAUCCAUCUUCUUACCAAAAAAAAGUAGUGGCCAUUUUGGGAAGUCAUUCCCUUCCAUAGAGUUUCCACCUUCCAGCCAUACAUCUAUCAUUAUCUAGUCCAUUCCAGAAACAAGCACUAGAAGAUAGUUAACCUAUUGACAAAACUCAAAAUUUCCCCACCUUUUCGAUUAUAUUAUUAUAAGAGAAAGGAGAAAAGAAAUAAAGAUCUUGUUGUGUUGCUACUCCAAAGACAAACUCAUACAAACCAAACCCUCAAACAAAAAGAGGAGGAAGGAAAAUGGUCAUUUUCCAAGUUCUAGGCCAACCGAACCCUCAAACAACUUCCCUCCCCCACCUUCAGUCCUAGGCCAACCGAUUCCAAGUUCUAAGAAAAACAACACAGCAAAUUCACCCCCUUCCUCCCAUUCUUCUCCUGCAAAUUCACGGUGAAGCCAUUUCCCAUUUCCCUAAAUUGUGAAUUAUUCACCCCGUUCCUCUCAUUCCUCUCCUGCAAAUUCUUAUAUGCACAUUAUAAGAAAAAAAACACAACACCACCAGUCCACCACCACCCCUUCAUGAUCAUUAUCAUUAGAACAAUCAACAUAGAAAAAUUAGCAGAAGUUUAGGGAAAUGGGAAACUAAUUGAUGAAUCCUCCAAAAUCAAAACCAAAAAAAAAAAAUGAAAGAACAACGAUUAAUUGGAGACUUGGAGUGGGAGGUCUCACAUCAGCUUGUCGUCGGGAUGGCGGCAACUGGCUUCGAGGAGGCAGGACGGAGAUGGUGGCGUCGGCGGCAGGGAGAGAGUGAGGGAGAGGGUCGACGACGGCAGGGGCAGCCGCGUGGCAGGGAGAGAGUAAGGGAGAGGCACGGCUGCGGGGAGAGUGAGGGUGGCAGCAGGCAGGGAGAUUGAGCGACUGAGUGAGGGAGAGGGAGACUGGAAAUCUCGAUGGUGGACUGAAAAUCUGGAAUCGGCAAAUCGCGAUGGUGAGGACGUGAGGUAGGGCAGGGUUCGUCGGUUUAGGGAUUUAGCCUUUAGUCGGUUUGUCGGUUUUAGGAGGUGAGGGAGAGCGCCGGUUAGUCGGUUUAACCGACGGUUAUUUACCUCGGUUAGCCGGCCUCCUCAACCCUUCUACCGCCAACCGCCCGAGCUAUUAUUUUUUCGGUUAUUGGUUAACCCGUAACCGCCGGUUAUCGGCAAUAAAUAACCGAAUGACCA
This is a messenger RNA of Linum trigynum, 2309 nucleotides long. NCBI's taxonomy places the organism in Eukaryota, Viridiplantae, Streptophyta, Magnoliopsida, Malpighiales, Linaceae. The record is from the annotation of a GenBank genome assembly.